AUAUCUGUUCGUUUAGUGCUAAUUAAAAAUCAUAUAUAAAAGACUCAUAGAUAUAUACACCACUUAUUAUAUUAGCUUUGGUUUGAUGGCUGGAAUGUUAAUUAAUUAUCUUAAUUGAAAGUUCAGUUUGCCGUACAUGUACACGUAUCUAGCUACAUGUUAUUCGAUCCUUUAUUCAUCUGGACAUUUGAGGGCCAUGAACCCCAGGACCUGAAAGAUAAUAUCAGUCUGUCUACUCCAGUCACUACGUGUGUACAUGACAACGCUGAGCAGGCAGAACAAAUAUGCAGUGUUAUAAAAAAAAUCUCCCAACAAAUCUUUGUGUGUAAACAGGAAACAUAAGUCGGAUUAACACGUAAACUGUGUGUGAUGUCUGGAAAACUGGUAGUAUUAACUUGUGGGGGAGGAAAUGGCGCCCAUUGUUUGGCUGGACUGGCCGCCGUCAGACCGGACAUCGAGAGCCGGGUGCUGACAAUGUAUGCCGAUGAGGCGGAGAGAUGGGCAGCUAAUUUGGACUCAGGAUUUAUAAUCACUGUACACAAUGAUGAUGGAACCAUAAAGUCAAUUAAAACCAAACCGUCUCUAGUGACCAAAGACCCCAAAAAGGCCGUACCCGGAGUUGAUUACAUCUUUAUUGUUGUCCCUGCUUUUGCACAUGCAAUGUAUUUUGAAGCUAUGGCUCCGUACAUAGAUGACAACACCGUUAUUGUAGGACUUCCGGGUCAGGCAGGAUUUGAAUUUGAAUGCGUGAACUUACUUGGAGACAAAGCAAAGCGUUGUACAAUGGUCACGUUUGAAUCGCUUCCUUGGGCAUGUAGACUUAUUGAAUUCGGAAAAAAUGUUGAAAUUUUAGGCUUUAAAGAUACUCUGGGUGCCUCAUUAUUGAAAGGUAAAGAGUGCAAUUUGACGAAACCCAUUAUUGAAACAACCCAAUAUAUCCUCGGAGAAAAACCAAAAGUUAGACACGUUCAAAAUUACAUUGCUAUAACUCUCAUGGCAAAGUCCAUAGUUCAUCCUCCAAUAAUGUAUGGAAAAUGGUCUCAAUGGGACGGAAAACCUCUCUCAGAAAAACCACUGUUCUACCAAGGACUCGAUGAGAGACAGGCAGAGCUCUUGUCCGGAGUUAGCGACGAGUGUGUAGCAACAGCGAAAGCUAUAGAGAAGAAGGUCCCUGGCCUGGAUAUGUCUGACGUCAUCCAUGUUUUUGACUGGUAUCUGAAUUACUACAGCGACCAAAUUACGGACAAAAGCAAUCUCAUGAUGGCCAUGAAAACGAACAAAGCUUAUGACGGCUUAGUUCACCCAAUGAAGGAGAUAGAAACCGGAAAAUAUGUCCCAGACUUCACAUAUCGCUACAUGGCAGAAGACGUUCCCGAGGGAAUAGUCCCAAUGAAAGGAAUCGCUGAACUGGCAGGCGUUUCCACGCCAUAUUUGGACGAAGUAAUCACUUGGUGUCAAGGCAAACUGAACAAAGAAUUCCUGGUAGGUAACAAGUUGACGGGUAAGGACCUGAAAGACACAAGGGCUCCACAGAAAUAUGGCUACAAUAAACUUGAGGAUCUGUUCACUGGGAGUUUCGAAGUAACUCCACAAUGAUGAGUUGUUAAAAAGAAACGUUUGUAGAUCAGUACCUCUAAAAGUAGACAAUCUAAUCAGCUUAUCAUUCUUGUAGAAUCAUAAUUUUCUAUAUAUUUAAAAACAAUCUUAAGUUUGAUAGAUCUUUUACUAUAACAAUAUCCCACUCUCCCUCCGUGACGAUUAGUACUUGCCAGAUUUUGAGUGGAGUGUAGUAUUUACUUCAUAAUGUAUCGUGACCCUGGAAUUUUUUACUUGCAUGUAUUAUAUGCAUGUUGAGAGUUGUUUUUCCUUGCUUUAUUUUCUUAGCAUGUUAAUUGUUCUGCUAGAUACCGUUUACAAAGUUGUUUUCUAUAUAUUUAUCUUUCUAUUAAAGAGUUAAGAAGUUA
Messenger RNA from Magallana angulata, 1964 nucleotides. RefSeq names its product opine dehydrogenase-like. Gene Ontology annotation, molecular function: oxidoreductase activity. NCBI's taxonomy places the organism in Eukaryota, Metazoa, Mollusca, Bivalvia, Ostreida, Ostreidae. The transcript has 2 exons. The record is from RefSeq and is a predicted model, not a curated record. Bases 370 to 1596 code for a protein of 408 amino acids.